AUUCUUUUGCGGAAGUAGGAAAACGUCACCAGUAUUUAGUUAUUGUAGCUAACCGUUCUGUAAAAAGUUAUUUGGCUGUAACCUGUUGAGCAUGUUUAAUAAACUGGAAAGUUGGCUUGGUAUACAAGACCAAAAUGUACAAGACAGUCAAGAAAGAGAGACUUCUAAUGAUGAUAAUGGCGACAAAACUGAGGUAAACAACCCAUCAGACAAUCAACAGACUAGUGGUGAUCAAGUCCAACUUUUACCAGAGGCCAAAAGUUUUAGCGGUUACAUUUAUAAUUUUGCCAGCAGUGCCUCCAAGAAAUUAUCAAAGUCUGUUGUUGGAACUGUACAAAAUUUGAAGAAAAGCGUGGAGGAUGGAAACAUGAACAGAUUUUUUGAUAAAACAAUAUUAGGUGACUUUCAGAAAGAACAAGAAAAGUUUGUACAGGAGAAAAGAGCCAAGCAGUGCACUGCUGCUGUCCCUCCCUGGGUUGGGUAUAACGAUGAGGACAGUGUACAGCAACAAAUUUUGUCUCUCUCUAUCGACCAGAGGAAUUUUCUGAGAGACCCUCCUGCCGGGGUAAACUUUAAUUUUGACUUUGAACAAGUGUAUCCUGUUGCCAUGGUGAUGCUAGAGGAGGAUGAGCUGCUCAGGAAAAUGCGAUUUCAUCUCGUCCCCAAACAAUUAAAAGAAGACGUUUUCUGGAGGAAUUAUUUCUACCGAGUGUCAUUAAUAAAACAGUCAGCUCAGCUCACAGCAUUGGCAACACAACAUGCUCCAGAGAGGCAGGAAAUAGGCAGAGAUACCUCAGUGAAUGAACAAGAUAAAGAUGCUGCCCAGAGAAAGCCUCUUUCCACCGCCUUUCCUGCAGCAGACACAGCUGAGGAGAAUAUCUUUGCCAACUCGCCUGUCCCAGAGUUUGUGAGCGAUGCUUUCCCCUCAUGCAACUUAAAUGAGGACCUACGCAAAGAGAUGCAACGGCUGGUACUCGCUGAGAGUCCAGACUGGGAGAGGGAGCUGCAGGAGGAGCUUCAGGAUUUGGAUGUUUUGGCUGAAAACCAGGAUGACCGCUGGGACCAAGAGAUUGAGAUGAUGCUGAAAGAGGACAGUUAGGUCAAACUCAGGCUACACAGGGUAUAACUCACCAAUGGACAGGGAUGUUACUGUGCAAUAAUGUGAUUUACAACUGUAGGUUCUCCAUAUACAUAUUUUAUACAUAAAUACAUGUGACCCAAUAACCAACAUCUGUAACCACAUGUCAACCUGGAGCUGUCCAAAAUGUUGUUACAGAAAUGUAUUAUAUUGAUUACAACUAGAUGCAAAUGUAAAGCAAAUACCAUCAAAAGACCAAAGACAUUAAAAAAACAAAACAAAAAACAAUAUCUAUAACUCUAUCCUCAGACGCAGAAUAAUGAGAACAGAUUACACAUGUCAACUACUGGAUGGCAAGCGAUGUAUGCAGUAUUUUACAAUUGUUACAUUACUUCCAUUGGUUUUAUAUGCGUGCAAUACCUUCUAGUACUUUACUGUUUUUAUGACUCAAAGGUUCUGAGCCCAACUUUUAUCAUUAAAUUAAUUGAUGCCUUAUUGAGCAAUGCAUGCAGGAUUUUAAGUGUUUUUAUUUUUUAGUGUUACUGUGAAUUAUGACAAUACAACUGAACUUUUUUGAAACUGACAGGUAUUUAUGGAUGUACUGCUACAAGAGUUACUUCUUUUAUUACAUUUGUUGAAACCAUUUGUGCCUUACUGUCUGCUGCUCAGUCAAGAAUAAAAUAUGUUUUUUGACAUUAGAU
This is a messenger RNA of Periophthalmus magnuspinnatus, 1779 nucleotides long. RefSeq names its product synapse-associated protein 1-like. The record is from RefSeq and is a predicted model, not a curated record. Bases 92 to 1099 code for a protein of 335 amino acids. Gene Ontology annotation, cellular component: cytoplasm; synapse. The transcript has 9 exons. NCBI's taxonomy places the organism in Eukaryota, Metazoa, Chordata, Actinopteri, Gobiiformes, Gobiidae.